Suillus paluster is the source of this 3957-nucleotide messenger RNA. RefSeq lists its product as uncharacterized. Gene Ontology annotation, biological process: protein phosphorylation. Gene Ontology annotation, molecular function: ATP binding; protein kinase activity. The record is from RefSeq and is a predicted model, not a curated record. The transcript has 8 exons. The coding region runs from base 127 to 3561 and encodes 1144 amino acids. Lineage: Eukaryota; Fungi; Basidiomycota; Agaricomycetes; Boletales; Suillaceae.
CAUAAACUUAAACUGACUCUUUGACGUGCUUUCCCACAAGUUCCUUUCAUAUUGUCAACCUUUGUCCCCAACGCUGACCACAGCGACGACGACGACGAGAAACGACGAGAAAGAACAGCGGUGACGAUGACGGCGCUCAUCUCGACGCCUGUCCCGCAGUACAUAGCUUCUGUACAACCAAAAUCCAGAACCAGAGCACGCGAUCAGAGCAUGUCGCCAAUUUCCCCAAGCUGCCGCGCAGCUCAUUAUCAAACUCCCCCAAAGUUUAAUGCUCAUAGGGUGUCAUCUGAACAUCUUUCACCAAUGUUGACCCCGUCUCCCCUUAGACGACGGCCAUUGUUUUCCGAACGGCGAGCUUCAGAUGAACCCGAUCAGGAGCACGACGACAGCGAUAUCUUCUUACAAUCUCCAUUCAAAUCUCCCCCUCCAGUGCACCGUCUAUACACCCACCACAUCUCCCAUCUCAAACCUACCAAACCAAUCAUGUUAGACGAUGACGAAGCAACGCUUUUCCUAUCCUCUUCCACCGCAGCACCUUCCGCUUUCUUUCAUCCCACGUCAAAUCAACCGCUGCGUACGCCAAUUAAAGAUUCUCAUCGUACCAUACUAGCUGCCAAGCAGCUCAAUACGCAGCCAGCGCACCGCGUGGGUGUUGGCACUAAACGCAAAUCGGCGCAAUCCGGCGGUGGCGACUUCUCCACACCUUUGCGCCCCGUCCCAUCUACCACGUGCACUCCUCUAAAUAUCUCUGCUCCAAAGCCCGAUGCUUCUUCUGGUAUCGCUUUCCACCGCCUUGCGCCUCUGCCAGCACCUCGCUUUACUCCCCAGCCCAAGAGUAAGGCUGAAACGGACGCUUUUGUCAAGAAACAGGCAGAGACUAUGAAGCGACUACGUAUCCGUGAUCCUAAUGACUCGGAUGAGGAUUGGGGUCUUGUAGAAGACUGUGAUUCCGAUGAAGACGGCGUACACAGGCUACCUGCGCUUCGCAAAUCCAAAUCCCGAUCUAUUAGUCCAAAGAAAUCUCUCCUUAUUAAUGCUGCACUAGUGCCACAGAAAGGUAGCGCAAAGGACGAGGUCACUGAAGCUAUCUCUCCAGGGGGGCACAUUAUCAAGCGUCGGGCACGUUCCCGGCCCGUCUCCCUUGAGUUACUCGAGAGUGUGAAUCACACACCAUCACCCAAGGCUGAAGGUUCCAGUAAGAAGCCACCCUCUGUUCCGGUAGCAUUCCCUUCUUCAUCUCGCGAUCGCAAUCGGCCCACUUCCUUUGUUGGCUCGCCUUCUCCCGUACCACGCAGACGAGUCACAGGUUCCAGUGGCCCAAAUCCAUUCCUCUUCAACCCCCCCUCCCGUCCAAGUUUCCAGUCUCAGCCUCGCGCCCGUCCCUUCACCCGCCUCGCAUCCAACAGCUCAGCUACCCUCUUCUUCGGGCCCUCCAUCCCUCAAUCAGCGCAGUGCCCACGCACGCGGACUAAUUCCUCCGUCGCCGCUUCCCUCGAUCUGCGCGUGCAGUCCCAUCUGAUCACGUCCAAUCGACAUAGCUAUGCCGGUCCAGAUUCGGUCGGUUUCUCAGCUGCCCCGAUGCCAUGGACAAUGCGGUCGGGUUUGGACACGCCCUCACCGCAAUCUUCGCCCCUGAACGACGGUCCAGGCACGGUCUACUCGGACGAUGAGGACAUGUUAUUCGAAGGACCAACCGAAACGUCAUUCGUGUUUAGCAUCACGGAGGGUACGCCUUCUCCACGGUCACACAAAGGCAAGGAAGGACUGUUACCCUCCAACACAAGUUCGAGCUCUAUAUACUCUGAUAAUGAUAAUGUCGAUGAUCUCGUUACGCCUGGAAUCGUGCCUGGUGCACAUUCCGGCUGGCCAAGGAUAUCAGGUGUUGAUGACGCGCAUCUGCAUUCAUUCAAUCAAUCCCAUCCAUACCAAUAUUUCCAUCAUGACGAUGACGUUGAUGCGUUCAUCCUGCGUACCCUAGAGGCAUGCGGGAAGCCUUCGGCAGCCGAGAAGAAACCACCGGGUACGCCUGUGAAGAAGCUCAAGAGCCAUUUGGGCCUUGACGGUGGGCGGCCGUGGCAGAGUGCUGUUGCGUCAAAGAUUGGGUUCUCAUUCGAUGGUGCAGAGGGGGCGAAUGGGAAUGGGAAGAAGCCGCGGAAGAGCUUGCCUGCUGCAUUUCCACUUCCGCUUGGGAAAGGUAAUGCUGGGGCAAGCAAGAGUGGCGGAUCGGACACCGAGGAGGACGAGGAGACUAUGAGCCCGAGUUCGAGGAAACAAUACAAAGGCCUCGGGCUUGGACGUCCUGCUGGGAGAUGGCUUAUGCGCCGAAGUAGCAGUGGGGCAUUUUCCAGUGGGGAAAGUGCAGGUGGGACGCCGACACGGAGGAAUAUUCAUCUCAAAGACUGGCCAAUGCCCGCAGCGCGCACUUUGACUGUGGACGCCACUGGUUCACGCUCGAGCUCGAAUAGCUCUGCGAUCUCAUUGAACUCGCCGACGAUCGCGCGGCAUUUACCCUCGAAAUCGACCGCCACUCAUUCGCACUCGCCGCUUGGACCACGGACACGGAAGAUGUCUACCGUGGAGCAUGUGAGAAACGUCUCGGAUGCGGGUCGAUUCGAGAAGGAGUUUGUUGAGAUCGAGCAGGUGGGGAGUGGCGAGUUUGGCAAGGUCAUGAAAGUGCGCGCUAAGAAUGGGCGUGAGGAUACGGUGUGGGCUGUCAAACGAUCUAAGCCAUUUGAAGGUCCCCGGCAUCGGCUGCGACUGCGAGAAGAAGUGGACAUCUUGGCACAUCUGUCGGCGCGGGGUGCUCACCCGAACGUACUGACAUAUGUGGACAGUUGGGAGCAGGAUGACGCGCUUUUCAUAAGGACUGAGCUCUGCGAGCUUGGUAAUUUUGCGAGAUUCCUGUGGGAGUAUGGGCGGGCGUUCCCGCGCCUGGACGAGGCGCGGGUGUGGAAGAUCAUGGUGGACUUGAGUAAUGGUCUGCGUUUCGUCCACGAAGCAGGGAUCAUCCAUCUAGACCUUAAGCCGGCGAACAUCUUCCUCACGCGGGAAGGGCGGUUUAAGAUCGGAGAUUUUGGGAUGGCGUCGGUGUGGCCUCGUCCUGGGGGCGCAUUCGAGCGCGAGGGGGACAAGGUGUACCUCGCGCGGGAAGUUCUACAGGGCACGUACGGCAAAGCUGCCGAUGUCUUCAGUCUUGGGAUGACGAUGCUAGAAACGGCGACGAAUAUUGUCGUGCCUGAUCAGGGAGAUGGGUGGCAUAGACUAAGACAGGAGGAUUUCAGCCAGAUGGAUCUGGAUGGGAGUCCAGAGCUGUUUGAGUUGAUUAAGAGCAUGAUGCGAACUGAUCCUGCUAGGCGAGCGGAUGUGCAGGCUGUUUGCGCGCAUGCUGUUGUGAAGCGAGCGCGCGGCGCUAUGGAGCGCAUGUACGAGGAAGCGAAACGGGAAGGUACUUCGGUGUUCGCCGCAUCACCACUUGCAAGCGUUUCCAAUACGUUUUUGGAGGAGAUCCUUGGUCGUUCGACUUCGAUGGGCGACUGCGACGCUAUGGACCUCAGCCCAUGAAAAAAAACGAUGACGGAUCGACAAAAUGUGAAUUUUUGGUUGUAUGUUUCUUGGGACAUUGUUUGCCAGUAUAACAUAUUACCUCGCGAUCUUGCUUAGGGCGCCACUUUGACCCGACACUCACCACGAUAUCUAUGACCCUCUCACGUCCUGCAUCCAUAUUGAUAUACUACGCACAUGACAUUCUAGGCCUCGGUAGUAGAUAAGUUUUAAGAUUGUGAAGGAUUUGUUUCUGCAUAAAUAGGGAUAGUAACCCAUACAUAUUAUUAGUAGGCUUUGGCUAUGUGUUUUGGUAAUAUGCGCAAUAUGAUAGUUUGUGUACCGAGGUUGUACCGAAGUUGAUCUACCUCGUGUUCGGAAUUGACGGGGAUCAGACUUGAGAAAAGAUUGACCGGG